Molecule: messenger RNA, 348 nt
Organism: Trypanosoma cruzi
Lineage: Eukaryota; Euglenozoa; Kinetoplastea; Trypanosomatida; Trypanosomatidae
Exons: 1
Coding region: 1-348 (115 amino acids)
Cellular component (GO): MICOS complex; mitochondrion; mitochondrial inner membrane
Source: RefSeq, a predicted model, not a curated record
AUGACACAACGCGUCUCUACGGUGGCAAGUGAAAAGGUUCUGCUUCCACGGGAGUCCCUCACGGAGGCAGAGAAGUGGCGAUAUGCCAUUGACAAUACCCUUAAGUUGUGUGGCCUAGGCUUUCUCAGUGGCGCUGCGUUUUCGCUUAUCGUGUUUCGAAACGUCGGGCCACGGAUAGCGGUGACGGCGUUGGGCGGUGGCUUUGGCCUUGGCAAGUCAUAUGUGGACAUGAGGUAUGUGUUUGGACACGAAGUUGUCGCGGAGGCGGUUUGGACGGCAGAGGUGGUAAAGAGAACAAACCACGGCACGGCCGCAUUUAAUGAGGGAGAGACUGCUGGCCCCCAAUAG